This is a messenger RNA of Acanthosepion pharaonis, 777 nucleotides long. The record is from the annotation of a GenBank genome assembly. Lineage: Eukaryota; Metazoa; Mollusca; Cephalopoda; Sepiida; Sepiidae.
AUGCAGACGAAAAUCCACGAAUUACUUCCCUUAGAUCAGCCGAAAUUGUUUAGGCAGAAAUUUUCCUACUCUCUCUCUCUCUGUCACUUCCGACCCCAAACGAUUCUCCCAAUCUAUCUAUCUAUCUAUCUAUCUAUCUAUCUAUCUAUCUAUCUCAGUCUGCUCAUAUCUAUCUAUCUAUCUAUCUAUCUAUCUAUCUAUCUAUCUAUCUAUCUAUCUCAGUCUGCUCAUAUCUAUCUAUCUAUCUAUCUAUCUAUCUAUCUAUCUCAGUCUGCUCAAAUCUAUCUAUCUAUCUAUCUAUCUAUCUAUCUAUCUAUCUAUCUAUCUCAGUCUGCUCAUAUCUAUCUAUCUAUCUAUCUAUCUAUCUAUCUAUCUAUCUAUCUAUCUAUUCGCCCUUGCAUAGAAUACUACUGCCAUAUAUGGUCUGGAGCCCCCGCUGUUCGCCUUAAGGUUUCCUUUGUAAAAAAAAACAAAAAAAUCUUCCCUUUACGUUCUUCCAACUUCUCCGUGUUCGUUCUUCUUUCUUUCUUUCUUUCUUUCUUUCUUUCUUUCUUUCUUCCUUCCCUUCUUUCUUUUUUUCCUUCCUAUCUUUCAUUCUUUUUCUUUCUUUCUUUCUUUCAUUCUUUAUUUCUUUCCUUCCUUCUUUCCUUACUUCCUUCCUUCCUAUCUUUCUUUUUCUUCAUUUCUUUCUUUCUUUCUUUCCUUACUUCCUUCCUAUCUUUCUUUCUUUUUCUUCAUUUCUUUCUUUCUUUCUUUCUUUCUUUCAUGCUUGAGUAA